UAUGCUCCGCGCGCAACGCGCUUCAGUUUCUUUUCGACGUUCGCGUUGUACGCUCGUUGGUUUCGUCCCAAGUGUGUAUCUGCGUGGCAGCUACAGUGAUUUACGUGCGCUAAACGUUUUUUUCUUAACCUGACGGUGCUGCAUUCGGUAUCGCAAAACAUAUUUAUUUAGUGAAUACGCCUUCUAUGGUAUAUUAACCACGCGUUUGUGUGUCGGAAGAGAGCGUAAUUUGAAAAAAAAAAAAAAUCACUACAAAUAUAAAUUUGAAAUUUUCAAAGGAAAUUUUUACACAGAUUUUGUGUUGGCGUUGUGCCAAAACGUAAAGCAAAACAGCUGUCAAUGCUAUCGUGGGCCCCUACUGACAGUUGACAGUGCUUUUGUUGUUUGCUUGUGAACACCCGCACGGCAACCCUUCAACCCUUCAGUGGCGUAAGAAAUAUUUAUUUAAAAAAAGAAGCCACAAAGAAAUAGGCACUGAAAACACCUGUCCAGUAAAUAGUCAACGGAAAAUUUUCAAAAAGAAAGUUUCAUAAAAAUUUUACUGUGACCACAGUGUGCAAAAAAAAAAAUACGUUAUUUCAAAAAAAAAUAGUUUUCAAAAAUAUUUAUUUCAAAAGUUUAUGAAUUCACAGCCAAUUCUGCAAAACCCUUCCUUUACAAAGAUAACAAUAACAGCAAGCGCAUUGAAGAAACUUCAACGUUGCACAUUUUCAAAGUCAAGCCCACUUGCCGCAACCCACUCGCUGCACUGCGACGCUAAAGCGCCGCGUCCAUCACAACUGUCAAGUGCCAAAAGUGAAUUUCACACCGUCGAAAGGCGCGAAGCCUAGCUAUUUGUAAAGACAAGACAGCCGCAACAUAACGGCACACAGAAGAAAUCACUCGAAGGGACACCUACACACUCACUCAGAACAGCCUGUCUGCUGUUGCCUUAAGCUUUAUACUAUAUCUCGUAACGGUGUAAAUGUUUGUAUGUUCAGAAGCGCGUGGACAAAAGUGCAAGUGUAUCAAGUGAAAUUGUAUAUAGCGCGCGAGUGUGUGUGUGUGUAAGCGUGUAUUCGCAUUGGCCUGCAGCAGCCAAAAAUCGAGUCAUUAAAUCCUUUUUCCACCGGCGCCAACAAUAGAGUGCAGACGCCUUCACCUCUGCCAGCGUCAAAGCCACGCGCUUACAACCGCUGCCGCUACACGAGCUCACGCGCACUAAUUAACAACAUUAAACGAAACAACCGAUACGCGUGCAUGAAACUUUAUGCGCCUACUUACAUAUUUACAUAUCACUUUACUAGAAACUGCAGUGGAAGGAAGCUGUUGCUUCAACACCUCGGCUUUGUUCCUGUUUAUAUUUUCGCUAAAACUCGGCGCGCGGCCAGUCAAAGUAUCUGUCGCCCCCCCAAAACCAAAAAGAAUAGUCGCGCUUUCGUCACCUACUUGUUUAAUUAGUGCGCGCGUUCGCCUACUUGGCUCAUCGCCGAGAAGUAGACUUUAUUAAUUCUAUGCAUUAGCGCGUCAAGGCGCGCAAGCCCAACGUGGCAGCAAUAGCAACAGCUGGGGCCGGUGAUUGUCGUUUCCCCCCCACUCACCCAAAACAAAAUUUACAAAACAAACACACACACAACGCGGGUGUUACGUUAAUUGUAUAUAUGCGCGUGUGCAUGUGUGUGUAGAUGUGCAAUUUUCUUAGUCGCCAAAGUGUCUCUAUGUAUGUACGCGUUGCAUAGCCGACGGCAACAAUCGUACUUAAUACACACAUAAAUAUAAUCAAGUUAUAGUGUAGCUUACAAUAUCAGCAACGCUUGUUGCAACUAAAGUGCAAAGUGACAACUUUAUUAGUGUGCUAACACAAAUACAACAACAACAACAACAACAACCACAGUGCAACAACAGCAGCAAGCUAGUGAAUUGAAUUAGCUUCAAGAAGUGUAAUAACGCGAACUACAGCAACAAUUGUUAACGGCUUUGAGGCCUCUUACCACGGCGGCGGCGUGUUAAGCGAAAGCAACAAAAUUCUAACCGAAUUAUCGAAAACGCCCCUUAGGGCUGUCGCGCUGGCGUCAUUUCUGGGCGACGGUUUUGCCGCGCUCGGUUCAAGAACACCAUCGGUUAAGGAUCUAAUGGCGUUCGGAUCCGUUUUACAUAACAAUCAACAUAAUAUCGGACGCAGUGAACCGCCCGUUGGUAUUGGUGAUCCGUGUGCGGGUUGUAAUAAACCAAUAUUAGAUAAAUUUUUAUUAAAUGUCCUUGAACGCGGAUGGCAUGCAUCCUGCGUACGUUGCUGUGAAUGCCUUCAACCGUUAACGGAAAAAUGCUUUAGUAGAGAAUCGAAAUUAUAUUGUAGGAAUGAUUUUUUUAGGCGUUAUGGCACAAAAUGCAGUGGCUGCGGUCAAGGCAUCGCUCCCUCCGAUCUCGUGCGUAAGCCACGCGAUAAAGUAUUCCACCUCAAUUGCUUUACAUGUUGCAUCUGCCGCAAACAGCUCAGCACUGGUGAACAACUUUAUGUGCUGGACGACAAUAAAUUUAUCUGCAAAGACGAUUAUCUGCUGGGUAAAACGCCUGGCUGUGGGCAUAAUUCACUGAGCGAUUCAUUAAUGGGUUCCGCCAGCGAAGACGAAGAUGACGAUGAUCCGCCACAUUUACGCGGGCCACCGCUCGGUUUGGGCGUAUUGGGACCAAAUGGGCCAGACUCAGCGGGUGGACCAUUGGGAGCAUCCGAUAUCUCAGUACAAAGUAUGAGCACGGAUAGUAAAAACACGCAUGACGAUUCCGAUCAGGGUUCCUUAGAUGGUGAUCCUGAUGGUCGUGGCGAUUCGCAAGCGGAGAAUAAGAGUCCUGACGAUGCGAACGGCUCAAAGCGACGCGGUCCGCGAACGACGAUAAAAGCCAAACAAUUGGAAGUACUGAAAACGGCAUUUAAUCAAACACCGAAACCGACACGGCAUAUUAGGGAACAAUUGGCCAAGGAGACGGGACUGCCGAUGCGUGUGAUACAGGUUUGGUUCCAGAACAAACGUUCCAAGGAGCGACGCAUGAAGCAAAUCACCAGCAUGGGUCGACCACCGUUCUUUGGUGGCGCGCGUAAAAUGCGCGGCUUUCCGAUGAAUCUCUCACCUGGUGGUCUUGAUGAUGGUCCUGGUUUCCCGUAUUUUGCCGCUGAUGGGAAAUUUGAAUUUGGCUAUGGUGGUCCACCGUUUCAUCCGCAUGAUGGUCCGUUCUUUCCAGGACAUCCGGGUGGGCCAAUGCCAUUUAAUACACCAGGUAGGUUUUGCGGUCCCAUGGAUCACACCGGUCCCAUACCGAUGGUAAAUGAAUUUGGUCUCACACCCGAAUCGCAAUUCCUGAGUCAAGCCGGUGGACCACCAAUGAGUAUACAAUCCGCUGGAGGACCACCACCGCCUGAACAUUUACUGGCUGCGGCGCAACAGCAAGCACAGCAAGUGGCGCAACAACAACAGCAACAACAAGUAGUGCAACAACAACAACAACAGCAGCAACAACAGCAACAACCAAAUGGCCCGCGCUCAGCAUCACCGGAAUUCCUAACAGCGGCGAGUUUCAGUGAACCAUCGAAUAUGCAAAACGAGGGACUGGUUUGGUAAUAUACGAAACAAUUGGCCAAUCGGCUGCUGCUGCUCAAAACGUUAAGUGCGCAACAACAACAACAACAACAGCACCAACAACAACAACAACAUCAAAUGCAACUACAAUUGCAAGCACCGCCUACGCCUACAUCGCUACUGCCGCCACCGCCACUACAACCACCACCACCACCGCCGCCGCCGCCAACAACAAUACCAAGUGGUGCAGCGAGCUCUGCCUCAGUCGAAGCUGAAACAAUGGCUGCGCUCUUGUUAA
Ceratitis capitata (Mediterranean fruit fly) is the source of this 3849-nucleotide messenger RNA. It is a transcript of the gene Lim1, whose product is annotated as LIM/homeobox protein Lhx1. Gene Ontology annotation, biological process: neuron differentiation; regulation of transcription by RNA polymerase II. NCBI's taxonomy places the organism in Eukaryota, Metazoa, Arthropoda, Insecta, Diptera, Tephritidae. The record is from RefSeq and is a predicted model, not a curated record. Gene Ontology annotation, molecular function: RNA polymerase II transcription regulatory region sequence-specific DNA binding; DNA-binding transcription factor activity, RNA polymerase II-specific. The transcript has 7 exons. Gene Ontology annotation, cellular component: nucleus. The coding region runs from base 2112 to 3593 and encodes 493 amino acids.